This is a messenger RNA of Staurois parvus, 576 nucleotides long. The record is from the annotation of a GenBank genome assembly. Lineage: Eukaryota; Metazoa; Chordata; Amphibia; Anura; Ranidae.
GCCGGUAAUCGGCUUUUACUCAGAGGGGACAUGUACACUGAUCAUCAGGGCACCAUCAGUGCCACAGCAGUGCCACAUAUCAGUGCCUACCAGUGCACAUCAGUGCCACAUAUCAGUGCCCAUCUGAGCUGCCUUUCAGUGUUACCUAUCAUGUGCCACCUAUCAAUGCCAGUCAAUGCUACCUAUCAGUGCAGCCAAUCAGUCCCAGUCAGUGCUGCCUAUCAGUGCCAGUCAGUGCCGCCUGGCAGUGCGCAUCGGUGCUGCCUAGCAGUGCCCAUCAGUGCUGCCUAUCAGUGCCGCCUAACAGUGCCAGUCAGUGCCACCUAACAGUGCCAUCAGUGCUGCCUAUCAGUGUCAGUCAGUGCCGCCUAUCAGUGCCAUAUAUGAGUGCUGCCUUUCAGUGCCCAUCAGUGAUGCCUGUCAAUGCCCAUCAGUGCCACCUACAGUGCCUCCUCAUCAGUGCCCAUCAGUGCCACCUAUCAGUGUCCAUCAGUGCAGCCUAUCAGUGCCCAUCACUGUAGCCUCAUUAGUGCACAUCAGCAAGGAAAUAAAUCACUUAUUUACAAAAUUUUAUAA